This is a messenger RNA of Salvelinus fontinalis (brook trout), 4380 nucleotides long. RefSeq names its product sodium- and chloride-dependent creatine transporter 1. NCBI's taxonomy places the organism in Eukaryota, Metazoa, Chordata, Actinopteri, Salmoniformes, Salmonidae. The record is from RefSeq and is a predicted model, not a curated record. Gene Ontology annotation, biological process: sodium ion transmembrane transport. The coding region runs from base 549 to 2603 and encodes 684 amino acids. The transcript has 14 exons. Gene Ontology annotation, cellular component: membrane.
GAGGGGGGCUGCCAACCCAUAGACCAACGGAGCAGGAACAGCUCACAUCACAUUCUUCGUCUCAUCAGAGCCUGGUGAAGGACCUACUCAGCAUACAACAUCACUUAGCUAGCUAGGUUAUUGGACCUCUGACUUAACGAUACAAAUAGCGACCUAAACCUCUCGAUUUACUAGCUAGCUAGCUAGCUAUCAUUUUCAUUUACUGUCAUCCAUGAGAUUCUUCAGGCUAUCAUUCAAGUGCUUCGUCGACUGCUUUUGAAUUCCCUCUCCCCAACGUCUGACGCGACGCUUUGUAAAUAUUACAUUUAUUGUUGAAGGGCACCAACUCGUUAUGAUAAAUUAAAAAAUAGAAAUAUUUUUUGAUAACAAGAAGACGAAAAAUAAACCAAGGAAAGAACUGGAGAACUGCAUAGCUUCUCUCUCUCUCUCUCUCCCCCCCCCCCUCUGAGACGCACUGAGUAUCUUGAUAGCGUCACUAGCUACUAGCUAGCUGCACUUGGCUCUACCCACCUAACGUUACCCGGUUUAUUUAAACCUAAUCAAUCAACAUGUCGCCAGAAGUAGAAGAGAACUCCCCAGGUGAUGUGCGGCUCUCCCAGAUGGAAGCAGGGAUUCCAUCAGAGGAGGAGGGUGGUGUGGCUCGCCCCCUAGUCCCUGUCCCUGGGGUUGGGGUGGGGGCAGGGGGGUGUGAGGGAGGGGGAGGACAGACCCAAACACAGCCUCAGGUCCAGGCUACAGCAGUACCGUAUGUGGAGAGAGAGACCUGGACCAGACAGAUGGACUUCAUCAUGUCCUGUGUGGGCUUCGCUGUGGGGCUGGGCAAUGUGUGGCGCUUCCCUUACCUCUGCUACAAGAACGGUGGAGGCGUGUUCCUGAUCCCCUACAUGAUUAUUGUGUUCAUCGGAGGUAUUCCCGUGUUCUUCCUGGAAAUCGCUCUUGGUCAGUUCAUGAAGCAAGGCGGGGUCUCUGCAUGGAACAUUGCCCCUCUCUUUAAAGGUCUUGGCCUGGCCUCCAUGGUAAUAGUGUUCUUCUGUAACACCUACUACAUCAUGAUCCUGGUGUGGGGCCUGUACUUCCUGCUUCACUCCUUCACCAACCCGUUACCCUGGGCUACCUGCGGGCACCCCUGGAACACAAUCAACUGCACUGAAAACUUCCGCCGGGCUUGCCACAACCGCAGCGCCCUGCCUCUCCUCUCCUCCACCCCGGAUCCCUCUAUCCCCAUCUCCCUCCUCUCGUCGGUGGUAUCCUCCCCACUCAACCUCUCAUCCUCUACUCUGCUCCUCUUCAACGGCAGCUGCGUGGAACCAGAGGGCAUGCGCUCGCCAGUCAUUGAGUUCUGGGAGCGUAAGGUGCUCCGUCUCUCUGGUGGUCUGGAUGAGCCUGGUGACAUCAGCUCUCACAUGGUCCUCUGUCUGAUCGCCACCUGGGUUAUUGUUUACUUCUGCAUCUGGAAGGGAGUCAAAGGCACAGGCAAGGUAGUGUACUUCACAGCUCUGUUCCCUUACCUGGUCCUGGUGGUUCUGUUGGCCCAUGGUGUAACCUUACCUGGAGCGCUGGAUGGGAUUGUGUACUACCUGAAACCAGACUGGUCCAAACUCUGGGAAGCCCAGGUGUGGAUCGAUGCUGGCACUCAGAUUUUCUUCUCCUAUGCCAUUGGUCUGGGUGCUUUAACUGCCCUGGGCAGCUACAACCGCUUCCACAACAACUGCUACCAAGAUGCAUUUGUUCUAGCCAUGAUCAACAGUGGGACCAGUUUCUUUGCAGGGUUUGUGGUGUUCUCAGUGCUGGGCUUCAUGGCUGCAGAGCAGGGGGUCGACAUCAGUAAGGUGGCCGAGAGUGGUCCAGGCCUGGCGUUCAUAGCCUAUCCCAAGGCUGUUACUCUGAUGCCUAUGGCUCCAGUCUGGGCAGCGCUCUUCUUCUUCAUGCUGUUGGUACUGGGCCUGGAUAGCCAGUUUGUUGGGGUGGAGGGCUUCGUCACGGGGGUCAUGGACAUGCUACCGCCCAAAUCUAUGGCGGGCUCGCUGCGUCGCGAGGUUGUCGUGGCGAUAUGCUGCAUCACCUGCUUUUUCAUCGACCUCUCCAUGGUAACAGAGGGAGGGAUGUAUGUGUUCCAGCUGUUUGACUACUACUCUGCCAGUGGGAUCACACUGCUCUGGCAGGCCUUCUGGGAGUGUGUGGUGGUGGCCUGGGUCUAUGGUGCAGAUCGUUUCAUGGAUGAUGUGGCUCGUAUGAUUGGCUACCGGCCGAUGCCCUACAUGAAGUGGUGCUGGUCCUACAUCACGCCCCUUGUUUGUGUGGGAGUGUUCCUGUUCCACGUGGUGAACUACAAGCCCCUGACCUAUAACUCAAUGUAUACCUACCCCUUGUGGGGGGAGGCGCUGGGCUGGUGUCUGGCCCUCUCCUCAAUGCUCUGCAUCCCCAUCACGGUCCUCUACAAACUACUGCGCUGCAAAGGAUCCUUCACAGAGCGUUGGCAGCACCUGACCACUCCGGUGUGGGGUCGACAUCACAUGGAGUACUUGGCUCCUGAGUCUGAGGCCAAACUGCUGCCCCCUAAUGGCCAGACCAAAAACACUUUGCUGUUUGAGAGUGUCAUCUGACCAUCUGAGCCCCACAGAAUCCACCCCCUCGUUUCCCACUCAGAACCCUCCGUCCCAAACACACACUCACACAAACACACAUAGAUACAUACACACACCCUGCCUUGGCCCAGCCAUAAAUGCACAGGAAGGCCACUCUGAAGCCGAUUAAACACACACACUGAACAGCCCUGGACCAAUGGACCAAAGAAAAGAUGGGACAAGAGCUCAAAUACACAAUCAAUACAGGCUGACAUUCUUUCUGUUUUCCUCUACCUCUCUCUCUCUCUCUCUCUCUCUCUCUCUCUCUCUCUCUCUCUCUCUCUCUCUCUCUCUCUCUCUCUCUCUCUCUCUCUCUCCGUCUUCUGCUCUGUGCCUCAGUGCUGUCCUUUCCUGUCUCGUCCUGUGAUUGUGUUGUGAUGUCGAAUGCAGCUGCGAUAUCUUGCCCCCCCCCCAUCCCAUCUCCACAGUGUCUCUCCCUCUCCUCCCUGUGUAAUGGAUUCUGUGGGGCGGUUCAGUGCUGCUGACCCAGUCUGUAGUAACCCAACAUACCCUGUUGAUGGUGCUGAAUGAGUAUUACUGAUCCCAAGCUGGUAAACACUUAUCUGUCUACUGUAGAUCUGACCGUGUGUGUGUGUGUGUGUGUGUGUGUGUGUGUGUGUGUGUGUGUGUGUGUGUGUGUGUGUGUGUGUGUGUGUGUGUGUGUGUGUGUGUGUGUGUGUGUGUGUGUGUGUUUGUGUGAGACUAAAGGAGAGAGGUACUGUGCUCUAUGUUAUCUGUGUUCGUCUUUGACUCUGAGCUCAACCUGUCACCCGACCACUAUUUUCUAUCCUCCCUCAUCAGUCAAACUGUUAAGAAACUUCCCUCUGUAAAUUACAAAAACAGCUAAGCACCACCACUUCCAGUGUAACUAACUAACUUACUAACUUAAGUGUCUUGAGUAUUGUGUGAGUCUGUGAAUCAGUGUUAAUAUUGGGGAGGGAUUGUAAUCAGCAUUUCCACCUUGUGAGAGAGAGAGAGAGAAGUCUACUGAUUUAGAAAGAGAGAGAGGGAGAGAGAGAGAACCUACUGAUUUAGAAAGAGAGAGAGGGAGAGGGAGGGAGAGAGAAGCCUACUGAUUUAGAGAGAGGGAGAGGGAGGGAGAGAGAAGCCUACUGAUUUAGAAAGAGGGAGAGGGAGGGAGAGAGAAGCCUACUGAUUUAGAAAGAGAGAGAGGGAGAGGGAGGGAGAGAAGCCUACUGAUUUAGAAAGAAAGAGGGAGAGAGAAGCCUACUGAUUUAGAGAGAGGGAGAGGGAGGGAGAGAGAAGCCUACUGAUUUAGAAAGAGAGAGAGGGAGGGAGAGAGAAGCCUACUGAUUUAGAGAGAGGGAGAGGGAGGGAGAGAGAAGCCUACUGAUUUAGAGAGAGGGAGAGGGAGGGAGAGAGAAGCCUACUGAUUUAGAAAGAGGGAGAGGGAGGGAGAGAGAAGCCUACUGAUUUAGAAAGAGAGAGAGGGAGAGGGAGGGAGAGAAGCCUACUGAUUUAGAAAGAAAGAGGGAGAGAGAAGCCUACUGAUUUAGAAAGAGGGAGAGGGAGGGAGAGAGAAGCCUACUGAUUUAGAAAGAGAGAGAGGGAGGAGGGAGAGAGAAGCCUACGAAUGGAGAAAGAGAGAGAGGGAGGGAGAGAGAAGCCUACCAAUGGAGAAAGAGGGAGAGGGAGGGAGAGGGAAGCCUACCGAUGGAGAAAGAAAGAGAGUGAGAGCAAUGUGUCUUAAUGCCAAGCCAAGAGAGAAGCAAUAAAAGACAAGAUGGAAACUUUA